Messenger RNA from Homarus americanus (American lobster), 2028 nucleotides. Its product is annotated as protein BANP-like. Gene Ontology annotation, biological process: negative regulation of protein catabolic process; protein localization to nucleus. Bases 103 to 1308 code for a protein of 401 amino acids. NCBI's taxonomy places the organism in Eukaryota, Metazoa, Arthropoda, Malacostraca, Decapoda, Nephropidae. Gene Ontology annotation, molecular function: DNA binding. The record is from RefSeq and is a predicted model, not a curated record. The transcript has 9 exons.
UCACCCCGACACACUCAGUCAUCACCAUCUUUGUUGUGGUUAAGCACCUCGCUCUUCACGGGAUUUUGCGAGAUUUCGAGGCUGGAGAGACGGCUGAGCAUAAUGGGGGAGGAGAGUGAGGAUGAAUAUGAUGACUCGACCUCACUUCCCCCACUCAAACGCAUCUGUGUCACGCAAAUGGAUCUUCUGAACCAUUUGUUGACCGAGGUUACCGAAAUCAAAACCUGUAUGAACACCCGCCUUACCUCACUGGAGACAAAGGUUUCUGUGUUGGUACAAACCUGCAACAGAAUAUCCUCCAAGUUGGAAACAAUCGAGCGGCUCGUUGGGAAACAACCAGAACAGAAUGCACCUAUGGAGAUGGCUAUCGAGAUGUCCAGUGCCCCAAUAUUGGUACAGGACACAGAUGCCAACAACCACAUGAACAUAAUCUCACUUAACUCAGAAGAUGACUUCCCUCACGGCUCCUGGCUCGGUGACCCUUCACAUCCCACACUGCGAGUCAGAUGCCCAAUAACACCCCAGAACCUUCUCCAUAUCAACUCAACGUGUAUCACUGCUGAGAAGAUGGCUCUUACACUACUGGACUACCUCUUUACUAAGGAAGAAUUAGCUACCUCGAACUUGUCAGGCAGAAGUAGGUGGAACAAACGACAGCUAGACCCACUGAUGAUCUUCGGAAUACGUUGCCACCUCCAGUACAAAUUCAACAUCUCAUCCAAGCUGUGGCACAAGAUAUGUCAAAACAUGGACUCAAAGUGCCGCUCGGCCUGGAAACGGCGGAUCAGAGGCAUGGUCACUCAACCCCGAAACAGCAGACAGGCGCCCCAGAUCGGACAUACCUCUUCAGUUCGGAAGGAUCCUGCCGUCACAGAAGACAUAUCCUUUGACUUUGACUCUCUUCAGAACUCCAACCUGGACCUUAGUGAUGUUAAGGUGAUAACUCAAUCCCCGACUUGUGAACUUCGAAUAUUGAGCGCCACCCCAGAGCAGAUCUCCCACCUACAAGACACCCAAGAGAUUAUACUGUCGGAAGAGCAGAUCCUCGCCCAGUCCUCGAAUGAGAAGAACAUCUUGAUCAGUAACUCCUCAGCUGUGUCCAUGAGCACUGAGGUUAUGAGCGGGGAAGAGCUGGGCGAGGAGCUGGACAUGCCCCACGACACGCCGCACUCCCCGCUCUCCGCCCAGACCUCGACUCUGGCCGCCAUGGAUGACCCGCACCAUCGCAUCACGCUCAAAUCAGAACCCGAGUUGGAGAUCUUAGACCAGCAUGGGAUAUUGGCCAGAGACUCGGAGACAGACGAUUGAAUGAUAUCUGUUUGUUUUCAUUCAAUACAACAGAUAUAAUCAAUGAUGGAUGAAUAAAAAUAAUUAUGCAGAUAAUGGCAAUAAAUAAUAAUGACUGCCAGUUGUACAAGUAAUUAGCCACCAUAGUAGUACAUUAUUAGAGUAAUUGUAAGAAAUUAUGAAUACAACUAAAAGAUUAGAAUAUUUGACAUUAUUUCCUGCUGAACGUUUAUCUUAGUUCAAUAAACAAUAACACAGAUCCCUUAUAAUGUUUGAUGAUUAUUUUGAUAUUUGAAUAAUAUUUUCCCUAUUUUAUGUUUUUUUGGGGAAUCAAUGUUCAGUACUACAAGAACAAAUCACCAAGUUAGCCAUAAUAGAGAGGUCACUUCCCCAAAAUCUAAUGCCUAUGUACAAAUACAAGAUGAAUGUAUGUUAUGCACAAAAUCUAAACCCAGCAGCCAAACACUUGGAAGAUUACAUUUAACUUUUAUGCUGCGUAGAGAUGAAAAAAUAUAUCCAUAACUAUAUAUAUAUAUUUUUUUUUUACUAGUGAGUUAGUUAUACAUACAUAGAAAUUUAAAUAAAAAAAUUCACUGCCAUAGAUCUGCCUUCUAUGUCUCUUAUCUAGUUUGAAAUAGUUAUGUAUUUUAUCCUGAAGUGUUGGAUGAGAGUGUGGGGGCAAUGAUUCUCUUGCCUCUUCCAUAUUGUUAUCCUCAUGUUGAAUAAAUUAACUAUAAUAAU